Messenger RNA from Carassius carassius (crucian carp), 1525 nucleotides. RefSeq names its product actin related protein 6 (gene actr6). Gene Ontology annotation, cellular component: Swr1 complex. NCBI's taxonomy places the organism in Eukaryota, Metazoa, Chordata, Actinopteri, Cypriniformes, Cyprinidae. The record is from RefSeq and is a predicted model, not a curated record. Bases 155 to 1345 code for a protein of 396 amino acids. Gene Ontology annotation, molecular function: nucleosome binding. The transcript has 11 exons.
CUGUUUUCAGACUUGGCAUCUGAAGCAUAGAAGAAGACGCCCAUAGAGCAGCAUGUUCAUUUAUCAAAAGUUUACUUAGAAUUCUAAAUUAAAAAUGCGCUUUGCUUUAUAAUUUACCUUAACACAUUUGUACAGCUCAACUUGUGAUGUUAAAAUGUCAACGCUCGUCUUAGACAAUGGUGCGUACUUCGCUAAAAUCGGAUACAGUCAUGAGAAAGUCAGUGUUAUCCCAAACUGCCAAUUCCGUUCGAAGACGUCCAGGCUGAAAACAUUCACAGCUAAUCAGUUGGAUGAAAUCAAAGACCCGUCUGGACUCUUCUACAUCCUUCCUUUUCAAAGGGGGUAUCUUGUAAACUGGGAUGUGCAGCGCAAAAUCUGGGAUCAUCUGUUUGGAAAAGAGAUGUUUAAGGUGGACUUUGCAGAUACCAACAUUGUGAUAACAGAACCUUACUUCAACUUCAGCUCAAUUCAGGAAUCAAUGAAUGAGAUUUUAUUUGAAGAUUAUCAUUUCCAGUCAGUACUCCGAGUUAAUGCUGGAUCUUUAAGUGCUCAUCGGUACUUCCAUGAGAAUAACUCUGAGCUGUGUUGCAUCGUGGUGGACAGCGGCUUCUCCUCCACGCACAUCGUUCCAUAUUGCAGAGGAAGAAAGAUGAAGGAGGGCAUUUGCAGGAUAAAUGUAGGAGGAAAGCUGCUCACCAACCAUUUGAAGGAGAUCAUUUCAUACAGACAGCUGCAUGUGAUGGAUGAGACUUAUGUGAUCAAUCAGGUCAAGGAAGAUGUGUGUUAUGUGUCACAAGAUUUCUACAAGGACAUGGAGAUUUCACAAUUGAAAGGAGAAGAUAAUACAGUUAUGAGAGAAUAUGUGCUGCCGGAUUUUAGCUCUAUCAAAAAGGGAUUUUGCAAGCCUAGAGAGGAGAUGAAUUUUACUGGCAAAUAUAAAACUGGGGAGCAGAUUCUGCGGCUCACCAAUGAGAGGUUUGCAGUGCCAGAGAUGCUCUUUCACCCCUCUGACAUUGGCAUUCAGGAGAUGGGCAUACCUGAGGCUUUGGUCCACUCCAUUAACAACAUGCCAGAAGAGAUGCAGCCCCACUUCUACAAGAACAUUGUUCUUACUGGCGGCAGCGCCUUGUUUCCUGGAUACAGAGAUCGGGUUUACAAAGAAGUCCGUGCACUCGCUCCUGUAGAGUAUGAAGUUUCUGUCGUUCUGCCACAGAAUCCUGUAUGUUACCCAUGGGAAGGAGGAAAGUUAUUGGCUGAAAACCCUGACUUUGAAGAGCUGGUGGUCAUGCGAGAGGAUUAUGAGGAGAAUGGACACUAUGUUUGCGAGGAGAAGUUUGAUGUGUGACUGUACAUGAAUUGUAUGUCAUCUUGCACAGAAAAUGUUAACCCUGUAUGUGUUGUAUGAAAACUAAGCUGUACAAAGGCAUACUGUACAUUACACUCAAUACAAUUACUCAAUUCAACAUACCUUUUGACAUUAAAUGUCAUAAUUUAGUUGUUUUCCCCCAUUUUUAAAGAACUUUUU